Messenger RNA from Dreissena polymorpha, 2644 nucleotides. RefSeq names its product synaptogenesis protein syg-2-like. Gene Ontology annotation, cellular component: cell-cell junction. The transcript has 10 exons. Bases 113 to 2440 code for a protein of 775 amino acids. The record is from RefSeq and is a predicted model, not a curated record. Gene Ontology annotation, molecular function: cell adhesion molecule binding. Lineage: Eukaryota; Metazoa; Mollusca; Bivalvia; Myida; Dreissenidae. Gene Ontology annotation, biological process: cell-cell adhesion.
UCCACAACCUUCUUAUUACUGGACUUACCCGGGUGGACGGUCGACCGGUACUCUUUUGAAUUGUGCAUUCACUCGAAAUAAAGGAAGCGUGUCAUGCAAGGCAUAUAAUGUAAUGCGCACAUUGGAUGGCUCAAAUAGCGCACAUGCUACAGAGAAGAAUAGCGAAAUUAAAAUAAAUGUAUUAUACCCUCCAGUCAUUACGAAGUUAUCAAGCAAUGACAAGAACUUAGAAAUAAUUGAUAGCACAAUAAGAGUACAGAGAGGUGAUAGCAUCAACAUUGUCUGUACUUGUGACGCCAAUCCCCCGGCUACGGUAUUCUGGCGUGAUCAACUGAGUGUUUCACCUCUAUUGACCGUCACAAGUGUACAGCAUGACGCUGUAUGGACUUGCCAAGCUACAAACUCUAUGACUGAAUUUGAUGGAGAAACAUCAACGUCUACUGUAACUAGAAACGUUUCCGCGAGAGUAUUAUAUGGUCCUGAUGUUCCUACAAUCACGUUUACAAUUCUACCAAACUCAACUUCACUUUUAAAUGCGGCAAAUGAAACAAUAAAAGUUAUAGAAGGAAGUACAAUCAUAUGUAUGUGCUCCGUUGAUAGUGUUCCGAAAUCGACAUACUCCUGGGAUGCCGGAUACGAAGGGAAUAUUCUAACGAUAGUUAAUAUAACGCGAACAACGAACAUAAGAUGCAAUUGCACGGCAAAGAAUGUUAUGGAUACAUUAUUCAAAGGAAUAGUUAUUGGCAGUAACUAUUCAUUCGCUAAUCUUGAUAUACUAUAUGGCCCUGAGAUAAUAGCAUUGAGGUACAACAACGUCACACCAAUAGAGAAUGUUUUUAAAGUCAUUGAAGGAUGGUCGUUCACAAUAUUAUGUUCGGCCAGAAGUAAUCCAGCUUCUCGAUAUUCUUGGUUUGGUCCUGUAACUGGAGAAGGGGAGGUUCUGAACAUACAAAAUGUGACAAGUGACAUGUACAAAAAUGUAACUUGUAAAGCGGAAAACACCAUGGUAGAUAGUAUGGGGAAGUAUGUUUCCGGGAAUGCACGUGUAACGGUUUUAAUGGAAGUUCUAUAUUCGCCUGAUGUACGUUUACAGAACCAAACCGUGCUACUAAACACUUCUCUCACAGUUGUGUGCAAUUUGACUGAUUUUGGUAAUCCACCAGCCUCAAACUUUUUAUGGAUAAGGAAGGACAUUGGCAGAGUGAUUGGUACCGGACAAACACUUAUAAUAAAAAACAUUAGAUUUACAGAUGAAGGGGUAUACCAGUGUAAUGCUUCGAACAGUAUGAAAUCAAUAACAAAUGAAGUGGUAUACGGAUUAAGUCAGUCGACAGUGUAUAUAAAUGUUGAAUACGGGGCAUAUGUACGGAUAUUUGAAGCAAAUCAAUUACAAAAAAGCAUCGUUGUUAACCAGGGUGAGACAGUAGAGCUGUUGUGUGAUGCAGAUGGUGACCCCGAGCCUGUGAUUCGUUUAAUGAAUACUACCCUUGGGAAUGAAAAAAUCUUAGUUGAAAUAAAAGGAAACAAAGCUAAAUAUCACAUUAAACAAGCAAACUGUGAAUAUGAUACUGGAAACUAUACAUGUUCGGCAAAUAAUCGUUAUAGCGAAGGGAGACAGUUGCUGGCACUUUUCGUUUACUGCUCACCAAGAGCAUCGUCAUUUUCUCCCCCGGUUACAACAUUGUACAGAGCGCCUAACGACACUGUGUUGUUCACAUUCACAAUAAUUGCCUAUCCUAAGCCGACUUCACAAGAUAUCGUUUGGUACAAGCGAGGUGAUAACGGUUGGAGCGUUUUGUCAGAUGACACCAACUUCAUGGUCGCAAUCUCUGACGAUAGCAUGCAAAUACAGCUGAAGAUAUUCCAAGCUCAACUCGAUGACUACACCGAAUACAUGGUGAACGUUUCUAACAAAUUUGGUUCAGCAAUGGAAGUGUUUAUUUUAAAAGCACAGUCGGAACCAGAAGUUCCGGUACAAUUGCAAGUAAGCAGAACAGGCAAAAAAGAACUUGUUGUCGAAUGGAUUCCUGGUUUUGAUGGCGGUGAAAGUCAAACAUUUACUAUCAGGUACAAAGAAUUAGGCGAUGAAAGCUGGGUGGUUAUUCCCUUUAAUAUUUCUCAAUAUAAAUGGACAGUAGUUGGGUUAAAGUCGGGAACCACAUACCAAAUUCAAAUGAUGGCACACAACAAAAAAGGAAAGUCGGAUUGGACACAAGCAAUAUUUGUUACUACUCUACUAGACACAGUAAGCAGUACCUCUUCAACAUCCGCUGUUGGUGGAGCGGUGGGUGGAGUAUUUGGAGUUGGUGUCAUUAUUGCAGUGUCCGUCCUGAUCUGGAGGUACAAAUCACAUGUAAUUACAGGGCCAAACACAAAAAAGCAAUUCCUAACGAAUAGGAAUUCGGUUGGGACGUAUGAAGAUCUGGUCCGAGGACAGUAAGUGCAUGCAUACUUACACCUCACUUUUUUAAGUUUGUUGGUGAUAAUCUCAGUACAUAAAAUACAAUAAAUAAAUGUAUGCUUUAAUAACGCCGAAAUACGUGCUUUGUCCUGAUUCUCGUGUAAGACACGAGGAUAUUAUUAUAUUCAGAAAGUGUUUGUGCACGUUAUAACCUGAACUAUAUAAAACAUCUCUAUUAACGUG